AUGAUAUUUUAGCUUUCACUCUAGAUAAAAUGUGCAGAUUUGAAGAAGCUUUGGAAAAUUAUGAUUUAGCAAUAUAAAGAAAUCCAGAGGAUUCAAAAUUGUUUUAUUCUAAAGCUAAGACUUUAGUUAAGAUUUACAGAUUCGAAGAAGCUUUAGAAAUUGUAUUCAGCAAUCCAUAACUAACAAGAAGUUUCUUACAAUCUUUAUGACAAAGGCGCUAAAGCUCAUCUAUCAUUUUUAUGA
Messenger RNA from Paramecium tetraurelia, 243 nucleotides. RefSeq lists its product as uncharacterized. Lineage: Eukaryota; Ciliophora; Oligohymenophorea; Peniculida; Parameciidae. The record is from RefSeq and is a predicted model, not a curated record. The transcript has 2 exons.